Molecule: messenger RNA, 1535 nt
Organism: Epinephelus fuscoguttatus (brown-marbled grouper)
Lineage: Eukaryota; Metazoa; Chordata; Actinopteri; Perciformes; Serranidae
Gene: setd6
Product: SET domain containing 6, protein lysine methyltransferase
Exons: 9
Coding region: 68-1441 (457 amino acids)
Biological process (GO): peptidyl-lysine monomethylation
Cellular component (GO): nucleus
Molecular function (GO): protein binding; protein-lysine N-methyltransferase activity
Source: RefSeq, a predicted model, not a curated record
GCUCGAGUGAGUUAGCUUCGGGCUAGUUAGCUAGCAUCAGUCGUGGGCUUGGAGUCACAUUUACAAGAUGGCAACCGAAGCGAAGCGACCCAAGGUAGAUGAUGGGUCACAGAUGGAUCCGCUGCAGAGCUUUCUACAGUGGUGCAACAGAGUGGGCUUGGUACUCAGCAGUAAGGUGUGUGUGAGUAAAGAGGGAACAGUGGCAGAUUAUGGGAUGCUGGCUAAGGACAACAUAGAGGAGGGGGAGGUUUUAUUCACCAUCCCCAGAUCAGCUCUUCUCCACCAGGAAACAACCAAGGUCUCUGCCCUGCUGGAGAAAGAGAGGUCAUGUCUAGAGAGCUCCUCUGGCUGGGUUCCCCUGCUCCUGGCUCUGCUGUAUGAAUACACAUCCCCACAGUCCCACUGGAAACCCUACCUCUCCCUGUGGAGCAACUUUAAGACGCUGGAUCACCCGAUGUUCUGGUCUAAGGAGGAGAGAGACAGACUGCUGAAGGGAACAGGUAUCCCAGAGGCUGUGGACACAGACUUGGCGAACAUCCAGAGGGAAUACACAGACGUGGUCCUUCCCUUCAUCACCAAGCAUCCUGACCUCUGGAGCCCCAGCACACACACACUGGACCUGUACACACAGCUGGUGGCCUUUGUCAUGGCCUACAGUUUCCAAGAGCCACAGGAAGAGGAGGAUGAUGAAGACGAUGAGGAGGAGAAGGCCCCAAACCCACCGAUGAUGGUUCCCAUGGCCGACAUGCUUAACCAUGUGUCCAAUCACAAUGCUAAUCUGGAGUUUACACCGGACAGUCUGAAGAUGGUUUGCGUGCGCCCCAUUCAGAAAGGCGAGGAGGUGUUUAACACCUACGGGCAGAUGGCCAACUGGCAGCUGCUGCAUAUGUACGGCUUCACGGAGCCGUAUCAAAGCAACAGCAACGACACCGUCGACAUCCCCAUCAGCAACCUCUACAAAGUCGCCACACAAGGUAUUCAGUCUGAUCUGGACCGGCAGUUGGUGGAGGAGCAGUGGGAGAUGCUGUCUGAGAUGAUGCAAGAGAAAGCAGCCUUUGUCUUUGGCAAACAGGGCUGCCUUACAGACACAGAGCUACAAACUGUGCUCAAGGUGCUGUGCAUGUCAGCGGAGGAGUUCUCAGAGUUCAAAGAUAAUGAAGGGUGGGAGGAAGAUGAUGAGGACGACGAGGCUUCCCUCGCUUUCUCUAACGAGGGUCUGCCUGGAUUAAAGGCUUCGUGGAAAUGGCUCAUUCAUGAAGCAGCCCGUCUGACUUUGAGGUCCUAUGGAGACGAGGAGGAACAGGGCGUGAAGAGCGACCAGGCGCUGAUGGAGGACAAGGCAGCAUUUAAAGGACUGAGCAGCAGGCAGCAGAACGCCCUGCAGGUACGCUGUGGACAGAAGAGCAUCCUGCACAGACUGGUGGAGCUCACCAAGUCAUGACUUCAGCUGCAGCAGGGAGCAGGAGUUUGGUUUUUAUAUCAACGGGGAAACUGAAAUGUCUCAAAACACACUGUCAAUAAAUGUUUUUACUGAA